This is a messenger RNA of Brienomyrus brachyistius, 3057 nucleotides long. RefSeq names its product G-protein coupled receptor 37-like 1. Lineage: Eukaryota; Metazoa; Chordata; Actinopteri; Osteoglossiformes; Mormyridae. The coding region runs from base 202 to 1806 and encodes 534 amino acids. The record is from RefSeq and is a predicted model, not a curated record. Gene Ontology annotation, biological process: positive regulation of MAPK cascade; adenylate cyclase-inhibiting G protein-coupled receptor signaling pathway. Gene Ontology annotation, molecular function: G protein-coupled peptide receptor activity. Gene Ontology annotation, cellular component: plasma membrane; signaling receptor complex. The transcript is spliced from 2 exons.
CGGUGUCUAUUGAAUAGGGGCGUUGGACGCGGAGAUCGAGAAGGGAAAACUCCUGAAGCGCUCAUGUUUUCUUCCAUCGUAGUCGCUCUUUAAAUCAGCAGAUGCCCUUGUUCUGUAUUAAAAUAUAACUGUUUAAAACAUCGUUCAGGUUGAACAGUCUAUUGUUCAGAGGUUUAGCAACUUUUACUAAACCAGCGCAAGAUGACCUCCUAUAUUCUUCUGCUGAUUUUGGCAGUAGGUGGUUUGGAGGCUAGAAAAGUGCUUCCCCGAGAUGUGCAACAACCUGCUUUGGAAACUGCGCUGGACAAGGCUGCAGGUGUCCUGUCAACUGGAGAAGAGGGUGUUAGUCGUAGGGUUCAUUUAAUCCGAAACCAAGGUUUGGAGAAAAGCGAUCCCUCGGCUUUAAGAUCGGAUACUGACCACAAGAGAGUCCCACGGGGCGCAAGAGAUGGGGGCGGAAAAAAGCGGGACCAGCAGCCCUCUUUCAGCGUCAGGUAUCCCCGGCCGUAUGAUCCAAACGAUUAUUUCACCACCCCGAGAUCUGUGCAUCUAUCCAACGCCACGAUGCACCUCGGAGGCGACAGCGGGAUUACUAGGAACUCGCCCUGGGAGGAAGGUGCAGGUAACAGCUCCGUGCAGAAAGGCACAACUCGCAUCCACAACCCCUUGUAUCCGGUGACCGACAGCUCGUACAGCGCCUAUGCGGUGAUGUUCCUGUCGCUCGUCGUCUUCGCCGUGGGCAUCGUGGGCAACCUGGCCGUGAUGUGCAUCGUGUGGCACAACUACUACAUGAAAAGCGCGUGGAACUGCAUUCUUGCGAGUGUGGCCUUCUGGGACUUCAUGGUGCUUUUCUUCUGCUUGCCCGUCGUCAUUUUUAACGAGUUGACGAAGAAACGGCUGCUCGGAGACUUUUCAUGUAGGAUCGUUCCGUACAUGGAGGUGACCUCUCUGGGCGUGACCACCUUCAGCCUGUGUGCCCUGGGCAUCGACCGCUUCCACGCAGCCACGAGCACACAGCCGAAGGUGCGGCAGGUGGAGCAGUGCCAGUCUAUCCUGGCCAAGUUGGCCGUGGUGUGGGUGGGGUCUAUGGUUUUGGCCCUGCCUGAGCUGCUGUUGUGGCAGAUAAGCCGGGACGUGUCCUCGGUGACCGGCGACCUGGUGGACUCUUGUACCAUGAAGCCAUCGCUGAGCCUCCCCGAGUCCAUCUACUCUCUGGUGCUCACCUACCAUGACGCCCGCAUGUGGUGGUACUUUGGCUGUUACUUCUGCUUGCCCGUGCUCUUCACCAUUGCCUGCCAGCUGGUGACCCGGCGCAUCGCCGGCAGUGCCAGCCGCAAGCUGGACGAGCUCCCGCCCAGCGCCACGUCUUCCGGGCCACAGAAGCAGCAGCUCCACAGCCAGAGGGAACGGCAGCUCAACUGCACCGUCAUGGCGCUGGCGGUCGUCUACAGCAUCUGCACGCUGCCCGAGAACGUAUGCAACCUGGCCGUGGCCUACUCCUCGGCGCAGGUGUCGGCCUCCACCCGAGCCCUCCUCAGCCUCAUCAACCAGUUCUUCCUCUUCUUCCGCUCUUCGGUGACUCCUGUGCUCUUGCUGUGCCUGUGCCGCUCUCUGGGCCAGGCCUUCAUGGACUGCUGCUGCUGCUGCUGCGAGGACUGCCUGCCAGACGGCACCCCCACCCCCAGCUCCUCCGGCCCCAGCAGCCCCGCUGGGGAUUCCAAGCUCAAGGUCGACGUAGCCCCCUCCAUCUUCUACGACAAGGCCAAGGACAGCUCCUCCAUCCUGGCCAUUGGGACGACUUGCUGAAGCAGCCCUCCUUGAACCUUCCCAUUUGCUCUGACCCACAAUGCCCCCCCACCAGCCCCCAGGCCAGAGUCCAGACAGCCCGGAAAUAUCAGUUUAUCAGAACGUAUAAAGGCUCAUGCAGAAUAUGGAAAGUCUCCGUCCUGCCCUCUAAUUCAUAAUGUAAUUAUGUUAUAAUAUUGCAGUGCUAAAGCAGCCUCUUCUUAACAUAGCUGUUAUAUGACAAUGACCACUAACACUGUUAUAACAAUCAGCAUGGAAAAAGCCAAGACUUUCCUCUUCGAUCCCUGACUGUCCAUCUACCUGUGCAGCUCCCAGCCCAAACAUGGGCUGAACGUGCAUUGGAUGUGCAUUGGAUGUGCAUCGGAUGUGCAGUAUACAUUAGUGUUUCAGGUCUAUACAAGCUCCCAGGAUGGACUGACUACUACAACAGGCGCACCAUUUUCUGUGUGUUGUUUUCUGUGUUUUGACUGUGUGUUUCAGGUUGUGACAAGGCGCUAGCCUUGCGCCCCGUUCUGUACAUAGUGUCCCCUAACACCUGACCCAGCUGUGAAAUCAGGUGGAGUCUGAAGGUCUCGUCACCAGCUACAAACCUCAGUGUUGUCUUUUGCACACAUUGCCUUCACGACACUGCAAAGGGUUGUGUGCAUUUGUUAAUAGAAACUAUCAUGGCUAUUAUAAAAAGCACUCACAGCAACAGCCAUGCAUUAACUUCCUUUCUACACUAGCAUCUAUAAACAUUAUAUAUUAAAGAAUAUAUUUGCAUUUAUAUACUAUUGCUGGAACCUCUUGGGAAAAUAAUAGGGCCAGGUGACAUGGGACACUACUGUAUGUGCCACACUUCCAGUCCUUUGAUGGGGGGCGUGCUGUGUAACCUGACGUUGCUGCACUGAAAUUGCCUUUAAUAGUACAUCGAAUGUGCGAGUUGGAAGCCGUCCCUUUAGCUAAACGCUCUGUCAUUAGGGGCACGUGUUAGAGUAGCCAUAGGUAGGUCCUAACAGGUCCAAAUGCAGAAACACAAAAUGAAGACCGUUGGUGACUUUUGUAAAGUCCCGCUACAGAACAAAAAAAUCUGAAAAUUGUAUAUAUAUUUUACAGAUUUAACAUGCUGUAGACAUAUGGUAGAGGUAUGUCCUGAAAGUGUUCAAGCUGUGUUGUGACGUGAAACUUCACAGUGACAAACACGGCCACUGUAAUUACAGUUUUACUUUAUUACCCCUCAUUUUUCCAAAUAAAAUAUUUAGUUAUUGUUAA